CCCAUGCAUUUUAAAUAAAACCAUGCAUAGUUCUGCAGCCUGCCUUUUCAGCACAACACACUAACAUAAUCACUGUCAUUACAAAUUUCAUUACAAAUCUCUGUAAGCAUUUUCAAUGGCUGCAUAAUACCGUUAACACUACCAUUCUAAAACUAUAUUCUUCGUCACAUGGGCCAUUUAAGUUAUUGGCCCAGUAUCAACUUACUGAUUUUGUUGCAAACAUGUUAUUUUUAAAGAACUAUUAAUCUUUCCAUUUUUUCCCUAAAUGGCUUUGAUACUUUAUAAUCUUGAUCAGUCUCCUUCAUCAUAUCUAGUUUCUUCUAACUUUAUAUUCUUUUUAUGGGUAUUUCCUUAUUGAAAAAGGCAUAGUGACCAAUAACCCUGGUAAGUUACAAACAUAAGAAACAUACAGUUUUUACAAGUCUUUAUUUCAAAAUCCAAACUCCUUUCCAUAGACUGAAUAAUGUAGUUGAGAAUUUGGGUGUAUGGGGGAGGGGGAGACAUGGUGUGCAAAAAGCAAGGGCAGCUGGACAUUCUAGAAAAAAACAGAAGGUUGUAUUAGAAAGGAACGAUCCAAAUGCGAACUCAUUGAUCCAAAUUAGAACUGGACAUAUGUGUGCUUCAACAGAAAAAAAAACAAAAACAAAAUGGAUUCCAGGCAUGAGAAAUAUUGACUGAGGAGCUAUAGUAGAGAUAUAUUGAAGAAGGCACAUGUUUACACUUACAAGAGAAAACCAAGGCAACCAGAGAAUCCAGGAAAAUGAAAAUGCUACAAGAAAAGCAUGAUCCAAAUAUGAAGCAAACCAAAAUGACACUGAUCUCGAGCAAUUCAUGUCUAAGAAAAGAUAAUUCAUGUGAAUAUUCCCCUUUUGAAGCGAAUGGGUAACCAUACAACAAAGUGCAGAUAAGCAAAUGUAAUUAUAGCAUGCUAGCUGGCUCUGAAAGGAAAAAUAUUUAUCCAGUCAUAAUCGUAUAAAUUCUGUUUAUUGGCUUUCAAUUUUUUGGAGCCAGCCUACCCACAAAACAUAAAAGACUUAAUUAUGAUCAUAGAACAAAGUCUGAAUGUUAUCAACUUUGACAAUAUGAAGUCAAAGUGCUGCUGGCGGACCUUGGAAGAUGGAAGGGAAGAGAGGUAACAUGGCUUAAAACUUUGUCUUGCAAAGGUAGAGAGUCAGGUUAUAAGGAGUAUGAGGUAUCGAUCAAGAAAUAGAAGAUUACUGGGGCACCUGGGUGGCUCAGUCAGUUAAGCUUCCAACUCUUAAUUUCGGCUCAGAUCAUGAUCUCACUCUUCGUGAGUUCAAGUCCACGUUGGGCUCUGCGCUGACAGCAGACUGUCAGUGCUUGAGUGACAGCAGACUGAGACUGCCUGAGAUUCUCUGUCUCCCUCUCUGCUCCUCCCCCCCUCGUUCGCUCUGUCUCGCAAAAAUAAACAUUAAAAAAAAGAAAUAGAUUAUUACUAUUUCAGUUCACAGUGGAAGCCAGUUAAUGAGCUAAAAACAGUGUUAUUGACUAUAGAGGAGGAGGAGUUGAGACAGCGUGGAGAGCAGGACUUGUAGGAGCUGUUGUCCCCCAGCAGUUUCAGGCCAGCCCUUGCUUGGCCAGCGCUGGGACGUGCAACCACAGUUCAGCCUGUCUGGCCACUCCCAGAGAAGCUCUGUCAAUAGAGACACUAGAGGGACACUGAGGUUCCAGGAGGGAGGAAGAUGGUGUUCUUCUUCUCUGCUCCUGGUUCCUGUCUGUUUUUCCAGAAAUGACAAAUAAUCAUCCGGUAGCAGCAGGUGGCUCUAGCUGGCAGUUGUUCAGAAACACCCAGAAGCAGGCACACGGUGCCUACUCAAAGAUGCCAGUGCUACCCAGCCAGCACCCCUCUUCACGGGCCAAACCCCAGCUCUGGAGACAGCACCCCUCCCCGCCAGGGUCUAGCAGCCCUUCCUUCAAGUUUCUACAUCUGAAUGACUUUUUGGUUUGGUUCUUUUUGAUUCUUCCACCAGCCUUCCACUAGCAGCUGCUCUCUGCAGUUGCCACCUGUGAGCAACUACGUGGGCCCCUUUGUGCCUUCACUUCUCCAACACUUGAUUGAUAGCAAUUCAUUGUAUUAAACUCUCACAGUUAAAAUAACCGGUAUGAUUUGUUUCUUGCCCUGAUCCUGACUGAUCCCAAGAAUAGGUGGGUUAAAUCCUCAUUUAUUAUUGCAGCAAGUUAAUAGAUCAUGUGUGACUAAUGUUAAUAAAUCAAACCUUGGCAGUGUUAGCACAUUAUAUAGAGAUGUGGGGGUAACCACGGGAAUAACGGCAGACAUGUUUAAAAGUAGCCACCUCUAGGGAGAGGGCUGCGUUUGGGAGUGAGCACGGAUGUUGCUCAUCUGUACAAUUUCUUUUUAAUGUAUAAACAUUUGAUUAAAAAAAAUUUAAUUCCUUAUCCUCUCUCUUCAUGUUUAGCGGGUAAUCUCAUUGUUAGGGAAUGGAGAAAAUGCAAAAUCUCCUAAGAUUUUAAAGUAAAAUCUGGUGGACUUAAGAGUGAAAGAAUUAUUCAGCAUUUUUUGGUAAGUGAGAAAAGGAAAUGCUCAAAUUCAAGACAUCAAACAGUUGUAGCCAAUACUAAUGAAUAACCAUAUAUUGAAUAAAUGCCAACCAAUUUAAUAAAUCAUAAUAACACAUUGAAUACAUAAUUCAAUGCUAAAUUGAAUAAAUAAUUAUUGUUAUAAUUGAACAAGUUAAACUAUGCCUCCAUAAAACAGUAUGAAAUAAAGUUAUUUGCUUUGGGCUGUUAAAAGAAAAUGAAAAAGAAAGGCCAUGGUGAAAAGAUCAAUCAGAGUCGGUAGAUGACAGAAACAUUAAGACUCAGUUUGCCCAAAGCGUCUCAUUUUAGACAUGAGUGAGGUGAGCUCCAGAAAAGACUUGGUUAAAACUGAAUGAAACUUUGCUGUUAUCUAUACUCCCAGAAGACCGACGUUGGACUCCUACAGUGUGUCAGGCAUAGUGCUAGGUCCUGGGGACUCCAGGGUCCAUUUCAUCCAAAACUUUCAGUCUGAUAAGAAAAGACAGAAAUUCAGGGAACACACAGUAUCCCUCUUAUGUCCAGGCCCAUUGACAAGGGCUGUCCCGUGUGAUAGUUCGUUUAGGCUUCCCAACAAGGCUGUAAGGUAAGUGGUAUUAUCUCCACGUCACAGAGGAGGAAACUGAGACUCUAAAGAGGCAAAAUAAUUGCCCAAAGCCAGGAACAUCUGAUCCCACAGCCCCUGUGCUCUCAUCCGCAACAUUGUGAUCUACAAGGUCAUGGUCAUGAUAUUGGGAGGGUGGUGGGGGAAGGAGAGAGGAGAGCAUUUUUUGAAGAGAAUCUCCCCAUAAGUCAGACUUGUUUAACUUAAAGACCAGUUUCAAUUAAGCCUCAUGGUAGGAAACAACCUCUCUCUGGGCCUGGUUCCUACAAUACUGACGCUCAAUCUUUCUGCCGCAGGAAAAGAAGUUUGCUAUGAAAGGGUGGGAUGCUUUAAAGAUGGUUUCCCAUGGACUGGGACUUUGUCAAGACAGUUGGCAGGUCUACCCUGGUCUCCAGAAAAGAUAAACACUCGCUUUCUGCUCUACACGAGACAUAAUCCCAAAGCUUAUCAGGAGAUCAGUGCAGUUAAUUAUCGAACUAUCCAAGCCUCACACUUUGGGACAGACAAGAUGACCCAUAUCAACAUACCCGGAUGGAAAUCAGAUGGAAAAUGGCAGCAAGACAUGUGCAAUGUGCUGCUCAAAGUGGAAGAUGUGAACUGCAUUAACGUAGACUGGAUUAACGGUUCACUGGAAUAUAUCCAUGCGGUAAACAACCUCCGCGUUGUCGGUGCCGAGGUGGCAUAUCUUACUGAUGUUCUCAUGAAAAAGUUUGGAUAUUCUCCUUCAAAAGUGCACUUGAUUGGCCACAGCGUGGGAGCACAUCUGGCUGGGGAAGCUGGGUCAAGGGUACCAGGCCUUGGAAGAAUAACUGGGUUGGACCCAGCUGGGCCAUAUUUCCACAACACUCCGAAUGAAGUUAGGCUGGACCCUUCAGAUGCCAACUUUGUUGAUGUUAUUCAUACAAAUGCAGUUCGCUUACUCUUUGAGUUUGGUGCUGGGACUAUUAAUGCUUGUGGUCACCUUGACUUUUACCCAAAUGGAGGGAAGCACAUGCCAGGAUGUGAAGACUUAAUUACACCUUUGUUUAGCUUUGAUUUCAAUGCUUAUAAGGAAGAAGUGGCUUCCUUCUUUGAUUGCAACCAUGCCCGAAGUCAUCGCUUUUAUAUUGAAAGCAUCCUCAAUCCUGAUGCAUUUAUUGCUUAUCCUUGUAGAUCCUACAGAUCUUUUAAAGCGGGAAAUUGCUUCCAUUGUCCCAAAGAAGGCUGCCCAACAAUGGGUCAUUUUGCUGAUAGAUUUCACCUCAAAAAUAUGCAGCCUAAUAGAUCGUAUUAUUUUUUAAACACAGGCACUCUUUCCCCAUUUGCCCGUUGGAGUCACAAAUUAUCUGUCAAACUCGACGGAAACAAUGUCACCCAAGGGAGCAUGUUUCUCCGUGUAGGUGGAACCACUGGGAAAACAGGGGCAUUGGUGAUAGCCAGUGGAGCACUUAAGCCAGGCAUGACUUACACAAAAUUAAUUGACGCAGACGUUAAUGUUGGAAAUGUUACCAAUAUCGAGUUCUUUUGGAAGGAACUUUUGUUUGGACACUCUCAGAAUAAGUUGGGAGCAGAAAUGGUGAUCGAUAUAUCUGGAAAAUAUGGAUAUGAAUCUACCUUCUGUAGCCAGGACAUUAUGGGACCCAAUAUUGCUCAGGUCCUGAAGCCAUGCCAAUCUCAGAUACAGUCUUGAUGGAUUUACUUAAUGGGAGCAGUGAAAGAAAGAAUCUCCUUCUAGCUGGUAUCCGAACCAAACUUGGCCUUUGUGAAUGAGAUAGACAAGUACAGUUGUUGUUGCUUUUUAUAUAGAAUUUUUUCCUCACGGAUAAACUUUGUAAGUGCCUUAAAAACAGACUGAGUCCUAGGACAGGGUAUGGUAUGGUAAUCUGAAGGAAUCUGAGUAUCAGUGACAAAAUAAAGCUGUGUGGGAAUUUCCCUGAAUGAGAAGAGGAGAGGCCCAAGUGUACUGGAAUAAAUUCACUGGGCAAAAGCGAGACUCUGGUUGAGUAUUUGAAGUACGUUUUGAGUAUUUCCAGGUCAAAUAAUCAUUGUUCUAAAAUGAUUUAAAGAAUAUUUAUUCUGUUGUUAAAUCUUGCUAAGACAAAUUAUGACUAUAGUUCAUGAUAUAUAGUGAUGAUAACCCUGUGGGUUAAUAUGCUUAUGUAUUAAUAAUGAAAACCGAUGAGGGUACAUUAGUAUUUCCAAGUUGUUCCUUGGCCUUCAGGUGUAUGUAAAGUAAACGAGAUUUGGGGGGCCUAUCUGUGACGUGUACACCAGUUAGCAAUAGGCCCUGAGGAUCAUCAGCCCCUUCUCUAGAAGCUCCCCUGCCAGGGAAGAAUUACUCCUCUCUGGGCCUUGUAAGUUCCAUAGCAAAUUUGCAUUUAACCUAAAGGCAGCAUUUCACUUGUAAAGCACUUGACUAUCCCUUUGUGUUUGCAAUAAAGUACUGUAAUAUUUAAAUGUACCAAUUUUUUAAAAAAAAUUCCUUCCAUCUUUUGUAAUUCAGUUGUCCUUAUCCAUGGCAAAUGACAGAUGAACGUUUUUAUUUGCUCUGUUUUCUAAUGGGUUCAGUGGUUAGCCCGCAGCACUCUACUGUAAAUGUUGUUAAAAAGAAAUGGUGACAGAUCCUCUGCAGAAGUUUUCUUGAUUCUUCUUGAUGCCUUAAUGCCAAGUCAACCUCAAGAAGAGGCCCCCGGAUGUACUUAAACUUGUGUUGGGGCAGACAGUAGAGAACAAAACGGGGUGGCUCUUUCCCACUGUGCAAAUAGGAGCUAGCCGACUGAUGGGAGCCCAAGACUCGCUGGAAGGAGGGAAGGAGCUGCAGACACAUGUGGCAGGGUCUGGGGUCUGGUUGAUCAAAUGCUCUCUGGUGGGCGUGUCAGCCCCAGGCCUUGGCUGGUGCAGGAGCAGGAUGGCCACGAGCAGCCCCAUGGGAGAGUCCGAGCCCUCCUAACACUGUGGCAGACCCAGCAUACCUUGGCAACCUGGCGGUAGAGUCUGCCCCCUGGCUCUGGGGACAAGAAACCUUCCUGUGAAAUCAGCUGUCCUGAGCCUGCGCUGUUCCCCGCUCAGCCUUUCUUUCUUUCAAAAACGGCUUGGCCACCAGCAGGAAGAGUUCUGGAUCAAGUCACAGCAUGAGGCUCCGUGAGUCCUGGCCUGCCUCCUUGCCCAAGAGGCUUCUUGGCUGCUUCUUUCUAAGCUUGAAAAGACGAAUGGGAACCAAUUAACUUCUGGGAACCCUAUUUUAAUAAAGUACAAACUUUCCAUUCCAUA
Messenger RNA from Felis catus (domestic cat), 6409 nucleotides. It is a transcript of the gene PNLIPRP3, whose product is annotated as pancreatic lipase related protein 3. The transcript has 11 exons. Bases 3390 to 4829 code for a protein of 479 amino acids. Gene Ontology annotation, biological process: lipid metabolic process. Gene Ontology annotation, molecular function: protein binding; triacylglycerol lipase activity. NCBI's taxonomy places the organism in Eukaryota, Metazoa, Chordata, Mammalia, Carnivora, Felidae. The record is from RefSeq and is a predicted model, not a curated record.